AAAGUUGGAGAAUGUGUUCUGUCGUCGAAAAUAAAAUUGAUUACAGUGGUGUGGAAGAAUUAUCGAAUAGCGAAGAAAAUAAUAAUAAUAAUUAUGAUGAAAAUAAUACUUUUGCUGAAGAAUUUCAGGACGAAUUUGGAGAACAGACAACACAUCUAUGCUGCGAGAUUUGCAACAUAAAGGUAACAAGUGCGAAAAUCCUGCAACGACACCUAUACGGCAGGAAACAUAAAAUGAGAUCUGAAAGGAAGGGAAAAUCGUAUUACUGUGAUCUAUGCGAUCUUACAGCAAACAGUGAAACACAACUCAAUAUUCACAUGAGUAGUAAGUGCAUACGUAAGGGUGUCUGAAAAAAUUGAUAUCGCUAACACCCUUAAAUACAUAUAAAAAACUUAUAAAUAUUUUUUAGGUUCAAAAUAAUGCAAUAAAUAAUUGUAACAAGUGCGAAAAUCCUUCAACGACACCUAGACGGCAGGAAACAUAAAAUGAGAUCUGAAAGGAAGGGAAAAUCGUAUUACUGUGAUCUAUGCGAUCUUACAGCAAACAGUGAAACACAACUCAAUAUUCACAUGAGUAGUUCAAAACACAAAUCCAAGAUAACAAAAAAAGAAUACUCAGAGUUUACAAACUUGUCAGCAAAUUCCAAAGCAUUAUGGAUUCUUAUAUUCUGUUUAUUGUGUAUUUUCCUUAACUUGUUGCUAUUAUUUAGGCUAUAUCUAUAGCUUUUUAAGUAUUUAUUUAAUGGGCCUGUAAAAACACUUUUUAAUUUUAAUUUAUUUAUAAUGCUAACAAAUGAAACUAUUUUUACUGCCCUGUAUUUGAUCUCUUUAUAUACACUUAUUUAUAUUUAA
Molecule: messenger RNA, 851 nt
Organism: Brassicogethes aeneus
Lineage: Eukaryota; Metazoa; Arthropoda; Insecta; Coleoptera; Nitidulidae
Source: the annotation of a GenBank genome assembly